This is a messenger RNA of Pterocles gutturalis (yellow-throated sandgrouse), 2341 nucleotides long. RefSeq names its product kelch-like family member 20 (gene KLHL20). The transcript is spliced from 11 exons. The coding region runs from base 43 to 1872 and encodes 609 amino acids. NCBI's taxonomy places the organism in Eukaryota, Metazoa, Chordata, Aves, Pterocliformes, Pteroclidae. Gene Ontology annotation, molecular function: protein binding. The record is from RefSeq and is a predicted model, not a curated record.
UCAGUUCUUGAAGCAUAGGGUGAAGGUUUCUCUUCACGGUGCAUGGACGGAAAGCCAAUGCGCAGGUGUACCAGUACUCGACCAGGAGAGACCGGAAUGGACGUGACUAGCCGUUGCACACUUGGAGAUCCUAACAAACUGCCAGAAGGGGUGCCGCAGCCUGCUCGCAUGCCCUACAUCUCUGACAAACACCCUCGACAAACUUUAGAAGUCAUCAAUCUUCUCCGGAAGCACCGGGAGUUGUGCGAUGUGGUGCUAGUAGUUGGUGCAAAGAAGAUCUAUGCCCACAGGGUGAUUCUGUCAGCCUGCAGCCCUUAUUUCCGAGCCAUGUUCACUGGGGAGCUGGCAGAGAGUCGGCAGACAGAAGUAGUAAUCAGAGACAUCGACGAGAGGGCCAUGGAACUGCUGAUAGACUUUGCGUACACCUCUCAGAUCACUGUGGAAGAGGGAAAUGUCCAGACCUUGUUGCCAGCUGCUUGCCUUCUCCAACUGGCUGAGAUCCAGGAGGCUUGCUGCGAGUUCCUUAAGAGACAGUUGGACCCUUCCAAUUGCCUGGGCAUCCGAGCUUUCGCUGACACUCACUCAUGCCGUGAACUGCUGAGGAUUGCUGACAAGUUCACACAGCAUAACUUCCAGGAGGUAAUGGAGAGUGAGGAGUUCAUGCUGCUCCCUGCCAACCAGCUCAUAGACAUUAUAUCCAGUGACGAGUUAAAUGUUCGCAGCGAAGAGCAGGUGUUCAAUGCGGUGAUGGCCUGGGUGAAAUACAGCAUUCAGGAAAGAAGACCCCAGCUGCCACAGGUCCUGCAGCAUGUCCGUCUACCACUGCUGAGUCCCAAGUUUCUUGUGGGUACAGUGGGCUCUGAUCCGCUUAUUAAGAGUGAUAAAAAGCACAGGGAUCUAGUGGAUGAAGCUAAAAAUUAUCUGUUAUUGCCCCAAGAGCGGCCACUGAUGCAAGGACCAAGAACUAGACCACGCAAACCCAUACGCUGUGGAGAAGUGCUUUUUGCAGUGGGGGGCUGGUGUAGCGGGGAUGCAAUUUCCAGUGUUGAGCGCUAUGACCCUCAAACCAAUGAGUGGCGGAUGGUGGCUUCCAUGAGCAAAAGACGCUGUGGUGUUGGAGUCAGUGUUCUGGAUGACCUCCUCUAUGCUGUGGGAGGCCAUGAUGGUUCCUCUUAUCUUAACAGUGUAGAAAGGUAUGAUCCAAAGACCAAUCAGUGGAGCAGUGACGUGGCCCCCACCAGCACCUGCAGGACCAGUGUUGGAGUAGCAGUUCUUGGGGGCUACCUCUAUGCUGUGGGUGGCCAGGAUGGUGUCUCUUGUCUCAACAUUGUGGAAAGGUAUGAUCCCAAAGAAAACAAAUGGACUCGAGUGGCUUCCAUGAGCACCAGGCGCCUGGGAGUUGCAGUGGCUGUGUUAGGGGGCUUCCUCUAUGCUGUGGGAGGCUCUGAUGGGACUUCUCCUCUCAAUACUGUGGAACGCUACAAUCCCCAGGAGAACCGCUGGCACACCAUUGCACCCAUGGGGACGAGGAGGAAGCAUCUGGGCUGUGCGGUGUACCAAGACAUGAUAUAUGCUGUGGGAGGCAGAGAUGAUACAACAGAGCUCAGCAGUGCCGAGAGAUACAACCCUCGAACCAACCAGUGGUCUCCUGUCGUGGCCAUGACAUCCCGCCGGAGUGGAGUUGGUCUCGCAGUGGUAAAUGGCCAACUGAUGGCAGUGGGGGGCUUUGAUGGGACAACGUACUUGAAGACCAUCGAGGUGUUUGAUCCAGAUGCUAACACAUGGAGGUUGUAUGGUGGGAUGAACUACCGGCGGCUGGGAGGAGGAGUAGGUGUUAUCAAAAUGACACACUGUGAAUCCCAUAUAUGGUAAGCUUCAAGAGGGAGGGAGACCCUUUGGUUCUCAUUCCUAGAAAAAACUGAAGACUUGUUGACACUGGACCUCUUUGCAGCUCUUGUAUGCAUGGUCUAGAUCCAAUGUAACUCUUUGCCGGUGACUCUUUCUAUGGAAUCAUAAAAAUUACUUCUGUGAGAGUGUGCCCAAUGGGAGACCAUGUUGUCAGACUCCAGGGAACCACUGGACAAAAGUAGAAGUGUUGCUUACGUCCGUAUUUUUUCUAAAUAGUCUACAUUUUUGAAUAAACCAAACUGCAAAAGUUAUUGUAGCGUAAACAAUGCUGAUGCAGAGACCACAUGCUAUACUGGGAGUCUGGCAAGGAGGAGGGUUUCCUGCUUUCCCUCCUGCUGUGUGAGCAGUGGAUGUGGCAGCUGUAUGGUGGGUGAAAGAGGAAAGCGAUACAGAAAACAUUGCUUUUGCCUUAUUUACAGAGAGCUUCAAAAAA